Molecule: messenger RNA, 2646 nt
Organism: Chlamydomonas reinhardtii
Lineage: Eukaryota; Viridiplantae; Chlorophyta; Chlorophyceae; Chlamydomonadales; Chlamydomonadaceae
Exons: 2
Coding region: 170-568 (132 amino acids)
Source: RefSeq, a predicted model, not a curated record
GGGGUUGUUUUGGGGCGCAUACUGCAUAUUUAGAUUGUAUUUUACGUUAAAGGUACAGAGUAGGCCCUCUUUGCGCCUCGGUAUCAAGAAGCCCAAGCCGCUAGCGAACCCUUGGGCGGGCCCUCUGGUGAGACCUCUAGUGAGACCUCUAGAGAGCCCUGAAGCUCAGAUGGCUCAACCAAGGCUAAACGUGCGCGGGGAGCUGUCCAGUAUCAUGAGAGCCAGCUCGCUGGAGUUCACCGACGAUGACCCGUGUAUGAUUUUUGAGCCGAAUGCCGCCGGGCUGCAAGCUCAUAAGCCGACCAGCACACCAGCGGCAAGCCACGAUGAGCUGGUGCAGGUUAUCCUGAACGCCGGCAUGCGGGCCGCUCAGCACGCGGACGGCCGCGCGUCCAACAAGUACUUCUACGGCACCGCGAACGCAUGGGUUGCCGCGCUGAACGCGCUGGGCGCCAUCGCUUGGGCCAAGCACGUGCAGGACAUGCCGGACGUGGGCGAGCUGUGGCAAGUGAUGGGGUCGGCGGCCUCGCUGCGGUUCCUCCAGUACCUAGUGCCCUUCAACGAGUGAUGCGCCUUAGGCCCUUAGCAAACCGUUUGCGCGUCUGCUGAAGGCCAUGACUGAAUUGCCCGCGGUGACUCCUGUGGCGCCGCCUGAGCUAGGCGCGUGGGUGAGUCAUGUGCCAUUGUGGGCUAACCCGGCGCUGUGUGAGGGCGGCCGCACGUGGGAAGUGGCUUUCGCGGAUUUGUUCGCUCUGCCGGGACUGGCGUGUGUGGGCCAGCUGGUUGCAGCGCACGACGGCCUGAACGAACUGCGGCAGGCAUGUACACGCCCUUGGGGCGUGGGGCUCCCGGUUUGGUGAAGCGUGUGUGGAAAUGUAUGUGACUGCUGUGUGGCGGCGGGUGCUGCACUGGAGUACGCGGGCGCGCCUGCCGUCGCCCCUGCCGGGGCCGGCGUCGCCUCAACAGGCGGCCGACCGGUUUGCGGCGGCGGUGGCCCUUCUCCCCGCUGGCUGGGCUGCCGCCGCGCGUGCGGCCCGGCUGGCUCGGGGGCCUGCCGCUCCCGGCUGCCGACAUCGUGAGUGCUACGGCGAAGGAAUAUCUAUUUUUUUGUGGCGGCGCCGCCGCCGCAGUCACCGUCACACGCUGCUAUGUCGCCGUCGCGUCGCCUCAGCGCCACUGGCGGCGACUCGUUCGGUGUGUUGCAGCGUCAGAGCAGCAUGACGCGGCGCUCCGCGGCGCUGCUGACGCCGGGCGGCGGCUCUGGCGGCGGCUCUGCCAACGGCGGUGUCGGUGGCGCUGGUGCCGCAGGCGUCGGCAGUGGGGUGCUGUACGGCAUCUCUGAGCACCGCCCUGCCGCUGCCGAGGUACCGCACCCACCCGCUCUCCUGAGCUUCAACCCGCCGCGGCCGCCGCCGCUGCCACCACGUCUGGAAGCGACUGGGCGAACAGCAGCCUGCGCGCUUCGACUGACCAGGUGCAGCAGCGGCUGUGUCGCCACCACAGCGUGCAGGGCGAGUGCUUGACUGCCUCCAUGGAUGGGCUGCGUCCCUCGGUGACACGACGGAGCCCCCGCAUGAGUGACAGCAACGGCCUUGGCCCCAGUUGCAGCAACAACAGGCGCCUUUGCGGCGGUGGAGGUUCGGCCAAGCUGCUACAGCCUGGACUUGGUGGCAGUAGCAACUUCGGGCCCGGCGGCGGCGGUGGUGGCGGUAGUGGCGGUGGCAGUAGCAGCAGCAAUGGCCAGCUGCAGCGCGCGGCGAGCAGUGACCUUGCUGGAGUGGCGGUGCUGCAGGCGGCUUUAUUGCAUGCAGGGAUGGGGCCGGCGAUGAUGACUGCAACUGUGACGGCGACGGUGGCGUCAGCGGCGUUGGUGGGCGUGGUUCAAAUGCAUGAGGGACUCGCAGCGGAGGUGGAGGCGGAGGCGGUGCCGUUGCGUGUGCAGCCGACGGCGACGGCGCCGCUGGGCGCUGCGCAGCCGUGGCGGCAAUCAAGAAUCGGGGGCCGGGCGGCGUGAGAGGGGAGUGUUGGGUUACAGUAUGCGGAACGGUGAUUGGCGAUUGGGCAUGAUUCAUGGAUUUAUAAACAAGGACUGAUGGCAAGCGGGUGCACGUUGUCUCGGUACCUUGGUGCCGCCGGGGUGCACAGGCAUCGACGGUUUACUUAUAGCCGGGAUGCAAUCUUGAUGUAUGUUCCUUUGGUCCUUCAUUGAUGUGUGUCUUGUACACGAUGCAGAAACGGCGGCAUGCCUGGUGCAGUAAUGCAGUUGUCAGGAACCGCAUCAAGAGUAUUGGAGUACGGUAUGGACAACGGUUGGCAGCGGCACGCGUAUGGGCGGUGGUGGUAUGACGUCGAGGGCUCUGAGAUACGGUAUUAAAGACGCGAACACUGCUUGUCAGAAGGAUUGGUGGGAUCAUAUCGAUGUACAUCACGCUCAACAAGGGCGAAGCGCGAGCGGCAACGCGUGGCUGCGUGCCUUUCACCGACGCGCGAAUGAGGGGGGCUGGUUCGUGUCAACGACCGGUUGGUCUUCGCCUGUUUGGCAUGGCCGGAUUGUUAAGAUGCCUGUACUUCCAGUGUAUGCUUAUGUAGAGCGAUUUAUGUUUGCAGAUUAUUACGAAGCGGUCUCUUGUGUAAUCCUUCAGGAUC